This is a messenger RNA of Cutaneotrichosporon cavernicola, 300 nucleotides long. RefSeq lists its product as uncharacterized. The record is from RefSeq and is a predicted model, not a curated record. The coding region runs from base 1 to 300 and encodes 99 amino acids. Lineage: Eukaryota; Fungi; Basidiomycota; Tremellomycetes; Trichosporonales; Trichosporonaceae. The transcript has 2 exons.
AUGCCCGCUCUCGAGCGCACUCCCUUCAACGCACCCCGGCUCACACUCGACACGACAGCGUGUGCUGCCGUCUUUGAGCGCGCCCGCUCAACCGACCUGCUCAUUCUUUGCUUCGGCAUAGCCCUCGGGAUCCUGUUCUACGCUAUCGCGCACGAUCUUAGUCACCGCCGAUGGCGGGACCGCGACGAGAGUCCGAGUCGGGAGCGUAGUCGAGGACGACCCCGGUCAUCACCGCUUCGGGAGAGGUCACGGUCGUUGGCCGACUCACCGCCGCCUUACACCAUUCCCGUCAAAGCUUAG